This is a messenger RNA of Carassius gibelio (silver crucian carp), 2922 nucleotides long. RefSeq names its product CD209 antigen-like protein C. The record is from RefSeq and is a predicted model, not a curated record. NCBI's taxonomy places the organism in Eukaryota, Metazoa, Chordata, Actinopteri, Cypriniformes, Cyprinidae. The coding region runs from base 204 to 1037 and encodes 277 amino acids. The transcript is spliced from 6 exons.
GUUUAACUUUCAGAAAAAUCUUAAAAACACUUUUGAGGAAUUACUUGUGACGUUCGCUGACUGAGCAAACCAAUUCAUGUUAACCAAUCAACAUCAUUCAGCACAGGAGCAUUAAACCCCCCCCCGCUGCUGACCAAGCACCGCAGCAGACAGACAGACUUCAGUGUGUUUCAAAUUUUUAUGAAAGUGAGCAAACGUGAGCAAUGUCUGCAAACAAAGAGGGGAUGCACACCAAUCUCAUUGACGGACCUGACGAUGACUGCAGCAGUCCAGAGGUGCGAUAUUCAGUAUUGCAGAACCCAGAUAAAAGCAGAAAGCAAUUUUGCCAAGAUCCCUUCAAGGUGGCAACCGCAUGUCUGACUGGCUUCUGCCUCAUCUUACUCAUGAUCCUGGUGGUCACAAGUGUUCACAGCGGCAAGGCACGAUCUGAUCAGGAUUCUCUGUCCAGCACUGCUGCAUCGCACAUGCAAAAGGGAUGCGCUAACGUAUCGGCUCUGACUGAAGAGCUGCAGGCCGUGAAGAAAGAAAAGAGUGAACUGGAGAAAGAACGGACGCAGUUGAAAAACAGAAUCGCUGUGCUUGAGGCAACCCCUGCACCACGAACCACUCCAUUGCCAACGAAAAGUCCCUGUCCUGAAGACUGGAAGCACUUUAAUGGCAGCUGUUACUACGUCUCAGAAUACAGAAGGAGCUGGUCGGACAGUCAGACGAACUGCAAGCGGCAAGGAGGACAUCUGGCCAUCAUCCUCACAGCUGAGGAACAGACGUUCAUAUGGAACCUGCUGCCCCGUGGAUAUUGGAACGCUUUCUGGUUUGGCAUAAGUGAUGCAAGAGUAGAAGAUGACUGGUACUGGGUGGACGGAACUAAACUAGUUGGAGGUUUCUGGGAAGAUGGCGAGCCAAACAACCAUAUAAAUGAAGACUGUGGCUACAUGAUAAAAACAGAUGUGUUAAGUCGUGUGGCUAUCAAGAGCUGGUAUGACGCACCCUGCCACAUGUCCUUGCCCUGGAUCUGUGAGAAACCGGUGUCCUCGUGAUCUUCUCUCCCACCACCAACAUCAACAGACAUUCACUGAUUGUUAGUAAUACAAUCUGUAAUGCAAUUUCCAUUGCAUUUAGAAUGUCCUGGGGUUUUCAGUUAGUGUUUUAGUCAUGGGUCAAAAAAGCAAUUAACAGUUUAUUUCAACUGUGUAUUCUAUGCAUUAAUCUACAUUUAGCUGUGCUUUUUAACACUGGAUGAUUUAGUGAAUUCGUUAACUGCUUGAAUUCUAUAGUAAUUUUAUAAUAUGUUGUAUUUGCUUUUUAUUUUGGGGGGGGGGGGGUCAUAUUCCAUAACAAUAAAAAUAGAAGUCAUUUUAUAAAAUGCCCUGUUUUCUUAUAACUUUGGUUGGCAGUUCCACUUGCACUCAGUAGGGCGCAGCAUUCAGUCAAGGUUUUGACCGUAAUCACAUGAUGCGCUAUGAAUGGAUCUGUCCAUACACCUAAUAUUUUCUUUCUCCGUCAUAUUUAAUUUGCAAGUUUUCCUGCAUUAAUAUCGACAACUGUAUCUCUGUCAUGUUAUGAAUGUUUAAAAUAAUCACAAUAAUCCCUAAAAGCUGUGCCUUUUUUUGUUGUUUUUCUAGGCAAUGUGCAUCACUUUAGUUAAGGUUAAAAGGAUGUAAGCAGAUAAACAUCAAAUUUUAUUUUUGGGUGAACUAUCCCUUUAAGAGCAUAUGCAAACAAGAUUAAUUAAUUUAGACCAUUUAAACCACACUAGUUCAGAAAUGUGACCAGCCAAACUCUAAAGUGAACGUUUUUGAAAUGCAAUACAAAGACAAUCUUUUUAUCUUCCUUGUCUAUCUGUUUUGGCAUACAGAACGGGCCCUUGCCCUGUCAAGAUCUGUAGGCUGCUGGAUUUAAGCGCUUGCGUAAGGUACACGCAUGGAUGCAUAUUGGAUCGUGUCCUUUCACGUCCCAGCCGAGUGUUUUUUAUGACAGUGCCAUGACUGAUUGCCACAGUUACUCAUAGUGAGGCCAGCUGCUUAAUCAAAGUACUAUAUUUUACGUACAUCAGCUUAAUCUUAAUCACAGUCCAUAAACAGGUCACGUAGACUGAAGGAAAACAGCACGUAGGCUGCAUCGUGUUCUGAGCUCAAUAAGACCUGUUACGGCAAAACACCAUUAUCAACUCUGAUCAGGCUUGUGGAACAGAAAUGGUGUUGUUAAAGUCACUUUAACGCCAUGAUAGCCAUGACUUUUAAAUUCUGCUAUAAGAUUAAUUAUGCUCAUUGCACCAGAACAAGCAGGGCUAUAACUCUUCACACUAAGAAUACUAGUAGCCUAUUAGAUGGAGAUAAUAAGAUUAAUGCCAAAAAUUGGCAGAACUGUAUUCUGCAGUCAAAGUCUUAAUUUCCUGUGAAUGUGCAGGGCUUCCGGUGCAUUAGCUGCCAAUUAAUGAAUCUACAAGAAUUAUGAAGUAAAUGGUAAAACGGUUUGUGCUACAAAAAGUGUAUUAUUAUGACGGUAAUAAAUUAAAUGAUUUCAAACAUUAGUUUGCAACAGCAGAAACGGAAACAAAUAACUGAAAGGGGCACCGGAAGUUGUGCUCACAUUAACACGAGAGAAUGCUGACUGUAGCACACAGCGUUUCCCCACUUUGUUCCAAAAACAGUUCCUUUUUUGGACUAGUGUUUUUCUGACCCAUCCAUUUCUUAGCUAAUGAGCUUAUUUAGUGGAACAGGGUUCCUACAGAGUUUGGAGUAGUAUGAAAUUUGAUUUAAGUAAUUUUCAGGUUUGUAAAAGUAUGGAAAAGUAAUAGAAAGCGUAUAGGAAAAUAUUUGCACUUCCAGACUUUUGCCCCCAUGUGUUAUUUUCUUUUUUAAUUUAUUUUUAUAAUCGAAAUGUAAGAAUUUAAUGAAAAUAAAUUUGGCAUACAAGAAGUGA